GUCUUCCGGUAGGGAGGAAGAGUCGUCCAGGAAGGCGGGCGCUGCUAUGUCGUUCAGGGUAGGCGUGUUGCGGGUUCUGCUUGGCGUCUUCUUCGCGCUCACCGGGGCUGCCAAGCUCUUUCAGGUCUCGGCCCCCGUGUCACAACAGAUGAGAGCCUUGUUCGAGCAGUUUGCUGAGGUGUUUCCAUUGAAGGUGUUCGGCUACCAGCCAGACCCUAUAAGCUACCAGACAGCUGUGGGAUGGCUGGAACUGCUGGCUGGGUUGCUGCUGGUCGUGGGUCCACCUGUGCUACAGGAGAUCAGUAACGUGCUCUUGAUCCUACUCAUGAUGGGGGCUGUCUUCACUCUGGUGGUUCUGAAAGAGCCACUGAGUACUUACGUCCCAGCUGCUGUCUGUCUGGGGCUCCUGCUGCUGCUGGAUUCCUGCCACUUCUUAGCUCGUACUAAGGGAGCGGUCAGAUGCCCGAGCAAGAAGAUUCCUCCUGCACACGGCAAUUGAGUCUUCAGACCAUGUAGCUACCACGGCAGGAACAGUCACAGCACACCAUCUACCACUUUGUCAGGUCCACAGUCAUUCAGUGUAAAAGAGCUGUCUUGUCUAGGCCUCAGUCUCCCCUAAUAACUAUGUUGCUCUGUUUUGAGGGCAGCAUUAAUACUUUUCAUGUGACAUGAAAACAGGAAGUAAGUGGGAAAGAAGCUAAAACCACUCCAAAUUCUAAUGCCCCAUGAGUAAUCUUCUCAAUGUUUUGGUGUGACUGUGCCUCGCCAUCUUUUUCUAUGAUUAUAUAAAGAUGCAUAUUUUUUUAAAUGAAAUGAGACAGUAUAGCCUAUUGUCCACCGUUAAGAUCCAGAGUUCUUUAACAUGACUCAUGUUUUUAUUUCAUCAAUGUUCAUGGCUUUUACUCUGUUCAUCAUGCUGAGGAUGAAGAAGUGGCUGAAGCGCUAGGAGCACUUGCUGCUUGUGCAAAGGGCCUGGGUUCAGUUCCCAGCAUCCUCAUGGCGGCUCAUAACCCUCUACAUCUGGUUUCAGAGGAUCUGGCACCCUCUCCUGGCCUUUUGGAGCACCAGACAUGCUCAUAGUAUGCAAAGCACUUAUGCACAUAAAAUAAACGUUUUUAAAGGCUGUGUUGUACUUCGUC
Messenger RNA from Mus musculus (house mouse), 1139 nucleotides. It is a transcript of the gene Tmem35b, whose product is annotated as transmembrane protein 35B. Gene Ontology annotation, cellular component: membrane. Bases 47 to 499 code for a protein of 150 amino acids. The transcript has 3 exons. Lineage: Eukaryota; Metazoa; Chordata; Mammalia; Rodentia; Muridae. The record is from RefSeq and is marked validated.